GUCGGGUAAACAAGUGCGAAUGUCAAGCAGGUUUUAAGGAAUAUUUCACAGACACAAGAUGAGAAAUUUAGCGAUUUUAGUGACGAUAUUAAUUAUCAUAGCUAUGUGUCAUGCAUUUCUUUCACGGAAGAUACCAGCACAAGCAGAAGGAUGUGUUGAGGAACGAUGUGGAACACUUUGUGGAUAUGAAGAUCAAAAGUUAUUUCCUGGAAACAGUCUUACAGUCUACAGAGACCUCACAUGCCUUCAAAUGAUUUGCACAGAUGACUUUCAUGUCCGAUUUGAACCAUGUCCAUAUGACGCCUCAGGUCGUUGCCAUUUCGAAAAUUACGAUAGGAAUCUCACGUGGCCAGACUGUUGCGGUAUAAAAGUGUGCAUGUGAAGUGUGUAUUUAAACAAUUUGAUGUAUUUUUGCUAUCCAAAAGUCAUGUUUACAAGGAAAAAAAUAAAAAGAAAAAAAUGUUUGGAGAUGACGCAUUAUCAGAGCAGUUUGAGAUGAUUAGUGCGACCUUGACAAUCAUUAAAAAUGCA
Messenger RNA from Chironomus riparius, 531 nucleotides. NCBI's taxonomy places the organism in Eukaryota, Metazoa, Arthropoda, Insecta, Diptera, Chironomidae. The record is from the annotation of a GenBank genome assembly.